AUGGGAACUCCUACUCUAAGCUUUGUGCUCUUUAGUUUUUUCACCCUUUUGUGUUUCACUUGGCCGCCUUCUGUUUCUUCUCUUCCUAUGUCUUUGAGAAGACAAGCUUCUAUCUUGGUUUCUCUCAAACAAGAUUUUGAAGCCAACACUUCUUUGAAUGGCUGGGACAUGUCUAACUACUUGUCUCUUUGCACUUGGGAAGGUAUUCAAUGUGACCAAAAGAACAUGUCUGUGGUGUCACUAGAUAUAUCCAACCUUAAUGUUUCUGGGACACUUUCACCUUCCAUCACAGGACUCAGGAACCUUCUGGAAAGGUUGAGGUUCCUCAACAUAUCUAACAACAUGUUCAGUGGAGACGUGAGUUGGGAAUUCUCUCAGUUGAAGGAGCUUGAAUUGUUGGAUGCUUAUAACAAUGAGUUCAAUUGUUCACUCCCUCUUGGUGUCACUGAGCUAGCUAAGCUCAAGUACUUGAAUUUUGGCGGGAACUUUUUCAAUGGUGAAAUUCCUCCAAGCUAUGGAAACAUGGUGCAGCUCAAUUUUCUAUCUCUUGCAGGGAAUGAUUUGAGAGGCUUCAUACCAACUGAGUUUGGAAAUCUCACCAACUUGUCUCAGCUUUUCUUGGGAUAUUACAAUCAGUUUGAUGGUGGAAUACCACCUCAGUUUGGUAAGCUGGUUAAUUUAACUCAUCUUGACCUCGCAAACUGUGGCUUGAAAGGUCCAAUUCCAGCUGAAUUGGGCAACCUCAUCAAACUUGACACUCUCUUCUUGCAAACUAACCAGCUCAGUGGUUCAAUCCCUCCUCAACUAGGCAACCUGAGUAGCUUGAUAUGUCUUGAUCUGUCAAACAAUGAGUUAACAGGAGACAUCCCAAAUGAGUUCUCAGGCCUUCAUCAGCUUACCCUCUUGAAUUUAUUCAUGAACAGGUUGCAUGGUGAAAUUCCACCUUUCAUUGCUGAGUUACCUAAGUUGGAAGUGCUCAUGCUUUGGAGGAACAACUUCACAGGUGCCAUUCCUUCAAAGCUUGGCCAGAAUGGUAAAUUGACUCAGCUUGACCUGUCAACAAAUAAGCUCACAGGAAUGCUUCCUAAAUCUCUAUGCUUUGGAAAGAGGCUGAGGAUUUUGAUCCUUCUCAACAAUUUUCUGUUUGGAUCUUUGCCUGCUGAUCUUGGUGAAUGCUACUCACUGCAAAGAGUUCGUUUGGGGCAGAACUAUUUGACAGGAUCAGUACCAAAUGGUUUUCUUUAUUUGCCUGAGUUAUCCCUUUUGGAACUACAGAACAAUUACCUUAGUGGUUGGCUUCCACAAGCAACAAGCACUGCACCCUCGAAGCUUGGACAGUUGAAUCUAUCAAACAACCGUUUAUCUGGUUCUCUACCAACCUCUAUUGGAAACUUUCCCAACUUGCAAAUUCUGCUUCUUCAUGGAAAUAGAAUCUCAGGAGAAAUUCCCCCAGAUAUAGGGAGGUUGAAAAAUAUACUCAAGUUGGAUAUGAGUGUUAACAACUUUUCAGGCACUAUUCCUCCUGAGAUAGGUAACUGUUUGCUACUCACCUAUUUAGAUUUGAGCCAAAACCAACUAUCAGGGCCUAUCCCAAUUCAGGUUUCUCAAAUUCACAUACUAAACUAUCUCAAUGUCUCAUGGAACCACCUAAACCGAAGUCUUCCCAAGGAACUUGGGGCCAUGAAGGGCUUAACUUCAGCAGAUUUUUCUCACAAUAAUUUCUCUGGUUCAAUACCAGAGGAGGGACAAUUUUCAGUUUUUAAUUCUACAUCCUUUGUGGGAAAUCCUCAGCUCUGUGGCUAUGACUUGAAUCCAUGCAACCAUCCUUCAAAUGCAAUGUUGGAGUCUCUGGGCAAAGGCAGUGCAAAACCAGGAGUUCCUGGGAAGUAUAAGCUUCUUUUUGUGUUGGCACUAUUAGGCUGUUCAUUGGCAUUUGCAAUCUUGGCCUUUAUCAAGAGCAGAAAGCAAAGGAGGUACCCCAGUUCAUGGAAGCUCACAGCAUUUCAGAAGCUGGAAUAUGGAAGUGAAGACAUAGUGGGGUGCAUAAAGGAAAGCAAUGUCAUAGGAAGGGGAGGAGCUGGUGUUGUAUACUGUGGAAACAUGCCAAAUGGAGAACAAGUAGCUGUGAAGAAGCUGUUAGGAAUCAACAAAGGCUGUUCUCAUGAUAAUGGACUCUCUGCUGAAAUAAGAACACUAGGUAGAAUCAGACACAGGUACAUUGUGAGGUUGCAAGCUUUUUGUUCAAAUAGAGAGACCAAUUUACUUGUUUAUGAGUAUAUGCCAAAUGGAAGCUUAGGUGAAGUCUUGCAUGGGAAAAGGGGAGAGUUUCUCAAGUGGGAUACUAGGCUGAAAAUAGCAACAGAAGCUGCAAAAGGACUUUGUUAUUUGCACCAUGAUUGUUCCCCUCUGAUAAUCCAUAGAGAUGUUAAGUCAAACAACAUAUUAUUGAACUCUGAAUUUGAGGCUCAUGUUGCUGAUUUUGGUCUUGCCAAGUUCUUGCAAGAUACUGGAACAUCAGAGUGCAUGUCUUCAAUUGCUGGUUCUUAUGGCUAUAUUGCUCCAGAAUAUGCAUACACAUUGAAAGUUGAUGAGAAAAGCGAUGUGUAUAGCUUUGGAGUGGUACUGCUAGAACUAUUAACUGGGAGAAGGCCAGUAGGGGAUUUUGGAGAAGAAGGAAUAGACAUUGUUCAAUGGACCAAGCUGCAAACAAAUUGGAGCAAAGACAAAGUAGUGAAGAUCCUUGAUUCUAGGCUAUGUCACAUUCCCUUAGAAGAAGCAAAGCAGGUAUACUUUGUGGCCAUGCUAUGUGUUCAGGAACAUAGUGUGGAGCGACCAACCAUGAGGGAAGUGGUUGAAAUGCUAGGACAAGCAAAGCAACCAAAUACAUUUCAAAUGAAGUGAUCUACGAAAGAACCAAAAAGAA
Messenger RNA from Abrus precatorius (Indian licorice), 2923 nucleotides. Its product is annotated as leucine-rich repeat receptor-like serine/threonine-protein kinase BAM3. NCBI's taxonomy places the organism in Eukaryota, Viridiplantae, Streptophyta, Magnoliopsida, Fabales, Fabaceae. Gene Ontology annotation, cellular component: plasma membrane. The transcript is spliced from 3 exons. Gene Ontology annotation, molecular function: ATP binding; protein binding; protein kinase activity. Gene Ontology annotation, biological process: protein phosphorylation; hormone-mediated signaling pathway. Bases 1 to 2901 code for a protein of 966 amino acids. The record is from RefSeq and is a predicted model, not a curated record.